AUGAAGUCGGUUUUGGUUACUGGAUGCAACCGGGGAAUAGGGUUAGGUCUGAUAAGACAUCUAGUGAGAGAAAAAAAUCCCCCAGCCCACCUCAUAGCGACCUGUAGGAGCGUCGAAAAGGCGAAGGAUCUACAGCAAAUCGCAUCCGAAAACAAUAACGUACAUCUAUUAGAACUAGAUGUACGUGACUUCGAUCAAUAUGACGCCUUCUCGAAAAAAGUGGAAAGCAUAGUUGGACAGGACGGUCUAAAUGUUCUUUUUAAUAACGCAGGAGUUUCUUCCAAAUUCACAAGAAUCCAACUCGUCAAACACGAACAAAUGUUAGAAGCUUUUAAAGUAAACACCAUCGCACCAGUUAUGCUUACAAAGGCCUUAUUCCCCCUUCUGAAACGAGCUUCCGAAAAAAAUCCUUCCAAGCCUGUAGGAGCAGAAAGAGCCAUCAUCGUAAAUACAACGUCAGUUCUUGGGUCAAUCGCGUUAAACAGCGACGGUGGUUUAUACCCAUACAGGUGUUCAAAGUCGGCUUUGAAUAUGGCAACUAAGUCGUUGAGUGUGGACUUUCAAAAGGAUGGAAUUUUGGUUAUAGGACUUCAUCCAGGGUGGGUGAAAACCGAUAUGGGCGGCUCAAAGGCUCCGCUAGAUGUGGAUACGAGUAUUACUGGUAUUCUACAAGUUCUUAAAAAUGUGAACGAAUCGCAUAAUGGUGGUGUUUAUCAACAUGAUGGGCAACGGCUGGAGUGGUAGAUGAGGAAUAAACAUACACCAGAACAGUAGUGUGUAGAUCUUGAUAACCAGAAAAGAACAAAUAUUUUUAAAUAUAAAGACAAGACUUAA
Messenger RNA from Zophobas morio, 834 nucleotides. It is a transcript of the gene sni, whose product is annotated as C-signal. Gene Ontology annotation, cellular component: cytoplasm. Bases 1 to 744 code for a protein of 247 amino acids. The record is from RefSeq and is a predicted model, not a curated record. The transcript has 5 exons. NCBI's taxonomy places the organism in Eukaryota, Metazoa, Arthropoda, Insecta, Coleoptera, Tenebrionidae. Gene Ontology annotation, molecular function: carbonyl reductase (NADPH) activity.